CUUCUCACCAAACAUGCGAUCGAUCCAUCACCCCACAUUUGAUCAGCGUCACCAGCCUGCGACGGACGAACUAAAACACCAACCCACAAAAAGCCCGACACCAGCUCAGAACUAAACCGCGAGGAAAAAAAAAAAAAUGCCGCCUCAAAUCAAACAAGACCUGAACCGGUCCGGGUGGGAAACGACCGACUUCCCGUCGGUGUGCGAGAACUGCCUGCCGGCGAACCCCUACGUCAAGAUGCUCAAGGAGGACUACGGGGCCGAGUGCAAGCUGUGCACGCGGCCGUUCACCGUGUUCAGCUGGGCGGGCGAGGGGCGGGCCCACGGGCGCAAGCGGCGGACGGGCAUCUGCCUGACGUGCGCGCGCCUCAAGAACGCGUGCCAGUGCUGCAUCAUGGACCUGCAGUACGGCCUGCCCAUCGCCAUCCGGGACAAGGCGCUCGAGCUGGUCGCGCCCGGCCCGCAGAGCGAGAUCAACCGCGAGUACUUUGCCCAGAACAACGAGCGGGCCAUCGAGGAGGGCCGCGCCGGCGUCGAGCAGUACGAGAAGGCGGACGAGAAGGCGCGGGAGCUGCUGCGGCGGCUGGCGCAGAGCAAGCCGUAUUUCAGGAAGGGGAGGGAGGUCGAUGCGGAGGGGAAUCCGGUCGGCGGGAGCGCGACGGGCGGGAAUGCGGCGGCCGGCGCGGGCCUGGGCGGUGUUGGGCCGAUACGGACGAGGGAUUCGAGAGCGGCGGCCGCGGCGGGCGCGAGGGGCGGCGCGAGAGGGGGUGGGAAAGGUGGUUCGCGGAGGCCGCCGAUUCCUCCGAAUGCCCCGCCGCCGGGGCCGAAGGACUGGCUGCCGCCGGCCGACCGGAACAUCAUGUCGCUCUUUGUCACGGGCAUCGAAGACGACCUGCCCGAGUACAAGAUCCGCGACUUCUUCAAGGCGUUCGGCAAGAUCAAGUCGCUGGUGGUGUCGCACAUGUCACACUGCGCGUUCGUCAACUACGAGACCCGCGAGGGCGCGGAGAAGGCGGCGGCCGAGUGCAAGGGACGAGCCGUCAUCGCCGGCUGCCCGAUGCGGAUCCGGUGGAGCGUGCCCAAACCGAUCGGGACGAUGGACAGGGAGGAACGGGCCGAGAUGCUGCGCGACGGCCGAUCGGCUUUUGCCCAGGCAAAUCGGAGAGGCCCGCAGAAGGCCAUCGAGGACGGAACGGCGCAGGGAGACGAGCCGGCCGCUGCGCAGGCCGACGACCUCUCCGGCCUGACCGUGGCGGCGCCGCCAGGGGCGGCCGAUGUGCAAUAUGCCAGCUUGUCUGGCAACUGAAGACAUUUUUCGUCGCUCCUGUUUUCUGUUGUAUAUGGCAUGGCGUUGGCGGUUCUUGGGGCUUGAGGAUUGGGUCACCGGUUGGUUGGAGGAAAAGGUAUCUCUGCUGCAUCGUCGCUGGGCAUUGUGUGUUCCGUUGUUACAUUGAAGGGGGUAUCAUAGACGGCUAUAAUACAGUAUAUGGGCAGUGCUCCUGCCAGGCGACCAAGUCCCGCUUGCAAACUCCUGUCGUCCGUCUUCUUAACAGGCUGUCUGUGCCGAGACCUGGAGGCGCCUCCUGCUGCUACCUCUCGGAGCAGCACUUCACGCCGUCGACCUUGACGUUCUUGUUCGCCAGCUUGAUGCUGUUGUUGUCUCCCCGUUCGGUAUACUCAUGGAUACGGAGUUCUGUGCACAGGAAACGGUUAGCGUCAAGCCCCAACAGCGAACAGCGCAUGUGACGGUCGGUGCCCGGGAGAUGGCGGAGGCGCACUCACUGUAUUUGUCCCCUUCCAGCCUCCCUUGCACGAGGUUGGUCUUCAGGAAACGGGCGACCUCCUCUGCGUGUUGAAUGGCCGGCUGUAUUGACGGAUCCGAGGCCGGCAGCGACGCCUUGUCCCGGAAGCCCUGGCGGAUCUGUUGGCGCGCAGCAUUGAGCACCCGGGUGUCGCCUGGAGAAGGGCAGCCGUACAGUAACGGCCUGUG
This is a messenger RNA of Thermothielavioides terrestris NRRL 8126, 1990 nucleotides long. RefSeq lists its product as uncharacterized. Gene Ontology annotation, cellular component: Prp19 complex; U2-type catalytic step 1 spliceosome; U2-type catalytic step 2 spliceosome. The record is from RefSeq and is a predicted model, not a curated record. NCBI's taxonomy places the organism in Eukaryota, Fungi, Ascomycota, Sordariomycetes, Sordariales, Chaetomiaceae. The coding region runs from base 137 to 1306 and encodes 389 amino acids. The transcript has a single exon. Gene Ontology annotation, molecular function: pre-mRNA binding; U6 snRNA binding.